AGUUGUAUAACCUUACCUUUUUGAUGAAUGACCGCAUUGCAGUGAAUACUUGCAUCACCCUAAACAAGAGGCAAUUAAAACAAACAUGGUAUUAGAUUUAGAUUUAUUUCGAACGGAUAAAGGAGGAAAUCCUGAAAAAGUUAGGGAUAAUCAAAAGAAGCGAUAUAAAGAUGUAGCUUUAGUAGAUACCGUGAUUGAAAAGGAUGCCUUAUGGAGACAGUUAAGGCAUAAAGCAGACAACUGGAAUAAGUUAAAGAAUUUGUGUAGUAAAGUGAUUGGCGAGAAAAUGAAGAGAAAAGAAAAUCAAGGGGAUCCAAAUGAUGAUGUACCUGAGAAUGUUAAAUCGAUAUUGGAGACUUUAACAGCAGAUGCUUUGCAGAAACUUACUGUUAAUCAAAUAAAAAAGGUUCGGACUUUAAUUGAUGAUGCAAUUGUUCAAAAUGAAAGUGACCUCUUAAUGACUGAGAAAGAAAGAAAUGCCGCACUUAGAGAGGUGGGAAACCAUCUGCAUGAAUCAGUACCAGUAGAUGAUGAUGAAGAUCAUAACAAAGUUGAGAGAACCUUUGGAAACUGCGAAGAAAGAAAAAAAUACUCUCAUGUAGAUUUAAUCCAUAUGAUUGAUGGAAUGGAUAGUGAAAGAGGCGCCGUUGUGUCUGGAGGAAGGGGUUAUUAUAUGAAAGGACCUGCAGUAUUUUUAGAAUUCGCAUUGAUUCAAUUUGCAUUGCAAAAACUGAAUACAAAAGGGUACAGUCCUCUCUAUACUCCAUUUUUUAUGAGAAAAGAGGUGAUGCAGGAAGUUGCCCAGUUGUCUCAGUUUGAUGAAGAGCUAUAUAAAGUUAUAGGAAAAGGUAGUGAAAAGUCAGAAGACAAGGAUGUGGAAGAAAAAUAUUUAAUAGCAACUUCUGAACAACCAAUUGCAGCAUUCCAUAGGGACGAAUGGAUUUCUGAAAACGCUCUGCCCAUCAAGUAUGCUGGGGUCUCAACUUGUUUUAGACAAGAAGUAGGAUCACAUGGACGAGACACGAGAGGCAUUUUUAGGGUACAUCAAUUUGAAAAGGUAGAACAGUUCUGUCUAACGUCGCCUUUUGAUAACAAGUCGUGGGAAAUGUUUGAAGAGAUGAUACUAAACGCUGAAGAGUUCUACCAAGAACUGCAAAUUCCGUAUCGCAUAGUAAACAUAGUUUCAGGAGCUUUAAAUAAUGCAGCAGCUAAAAAGUUUGACCUGGAGGCUUGGUUUCCUGGCUCUGGAGCAUUUAGAGAGCUAGUGUCUUGUUCAAAUUGCCUUGAUUAUCAAGCAAGAAGGUUGCUGGUACGUUAUGGGCAAACUAAGAAAAUGAAUGCAACCACGGACUAUGUACACAUGCUUAAUGCUACCAUGUGUGCAGUUACUAGAACAAUUUGCGCUAUCCUGGAAGUACACCAAACGCAAACUGGAAUCAAAAUACCAGUGGUAUUAAAACAUUACUUGCCUGAAAUAUAUAGGGAAGAAAUUCCUUUUGUUAAACCAGCCCCAAUUGAUGUAGAAAAAGAAUCGAAAAAGACGAAAAAACAGAAGGAAGGAAUAGCCAAGAAAAAAGGUGCAGGAGAAGAAUAAUGUAUAAAUUUCCAUAAUAAUUUAAUUAGAAAAUUGAAGCUUUAAUUUUCUACUUUUGGGCAUUUAUUAAAGUUAUUUAUUUAUUAAAUAAGUUCUGGAAUAUUAUUAAUUUGGUGAAAUUUUUGUACUUUAAUCAGUUUACGGCUUAUCUCACUCAAUUAAAAGCAGUUUUUGCA
This is a messenger RNA of Agrilus planipennis (emerald ash borer), 1770 nucleotides long. RefSeq names its product serine--tRNA ligase, cytoplasmic. The coding region runs from base 86 to 1594 and encodes 502 amino acids. Gene Ontology annotation, biological process: seryl-tRNA aminoacylation. Gene Ontology annotation, molecular function: tRNA binding; serine-tRNA ligase activity; ATP binding. Lineage: Eukaryota; Metazoa; Arthropoda; Insecta; Coleoptera; Buprestidae. Gene Ontology annotation, cellular component: cytosol. The record is from RefSeq and is a predicted model, not a curated record. The transcript has 5 exons.